AUGGCGACUGAGGGGUCUCGUCACACCGCUCAGCGCCCAGUUGCCCUCGACGAUGCCGUUCAGCAGCUCCUCCAUCAACAGGCCGAGAUUCAAGCCAAACUCGCAGAUCUCCUACCCGCCACCUACCGUCACAAUGUGAAGCUUGAGCUCUCCAUGCUCCGACACAAGCUGCGAGCUCUCCAUGCCUAUGUACAUCACCACGAGCAACUACCUGUCGCCCCUGUUCUUUGCGAGGCCGAGGAAGCAAGAUCACUGCAGUAUCGCUGUCUGAAUCUCACCAACCCCACGUUCAUUGAUGCCCUCAAGCGGCCUGUCGAACACCUUGCCCCAGUCGGCUAUGCCGCCUGGCUCGACCAAAACCUUGCGCGGUAUGACCCAGUCUUCCGCACCUGGUCCAUGAGAGCCGCCGCACCAAGCCCGUCCUCCUUGAACUUCACAUCGUUCAAAUGUUGGGAUGAGGACUGCCCUCAUUACAUCUACGGGUUCUCCAGGAAGGAUGAUCGGAAUGCUCACGCCAGAGGGCAUGACAUGGCCAAGCACCGGGACUCGGGGCUCUCCAUCGGCGGUCCGGCGUCCCUCCCCUUCUCCGGUCUCCCAGCCGCCCCUAACCCUUCGACGUAUGAGCAACCGGGCAACAGGGCCCAACCCCAAACAAUGCAGCAGCUCCCUAGGCCGCAUCCCGCUCACACGCUACCCCCAAUAGCAACUUCAUUACUGCCAAGAGACCGAUCCGACUCUCUCAGUACUCGACCAGGCUCUAGCGACCUUCCAGGGUCAGCAAGGCAAGCAAUCUACGCCGAUCUCGACUCCCACUUGCCACCUCUGGCGCGAAGUCGGGUUGGCCAACCUCGACUGCAAUCUAUCGGCGAACUAAAGCUGGACCCGGAUGCAGGAUCAUGCUUACAAUGCCGAAUACUGCAUCAGUCUGUAGGUCUCCACGGGCACUGCGUCCCCCCGUUUUCACAGGCUCACAAUUCCCAGUGCGACGCCGUCGACCCUUGUUCUCAUUGUGCAAAACAACUCCAACAGCCUGGCAAUGAUGGUCACAAGCUUUUGGGGUGCCAUCGCGGCCCCCUUGAGAAUGUCUCGGAUCUGCUUCUUGCAGCUCCUGCGACGCCAAGGCAGAUGCAAACGCCUUUGACCUCGCCGCUCGCUCAGCGCCGAAAUAUCAAUGACCACCUCGAAAAUACGUAUUCGAUAUCUGCUGCAACGCUUGUUGACCUCAGAGCAAAUCUCGACUUCGAUGAUGGGUUUUGGUCAGCGGAGGAGCUGGCCAGCGUGUCGUCACACAACUCCAAUCUGGCACACUACUCGAGAGAAUCGACAAGCCGACCACCGCCUAUUCUGGCCAUACUAUUUGCUAGCUGGAACACAGACAACACUGCGUACAACCUCAUGCACUUCUUGAAAGCCACCGGACAACUAUCUGCUAGCAGAGAGGCGGAGAAGACGGCAUAUCCAGCGCUUUACCGCGCGAAGCUGCUCUUGCGUGAAGCUGUGUUUUGGAAUUUGCAACAGCAAUCGCCAUCUAUACACCUGCGUGGUGGCUCCAGAAUCCCGCAUCAAGUCCCGGAGGACGUUGAUUACGAUGGCCACUAUAAGCUCUUGUAUGAUUGCUUAACGCAGUUCUUACAGGCCUUCGAAGCCGCGGCAUUACACAGACAGAGGUUUGACUUCAAAGCGUCGCUUGCCAUGUUUAUGUCUGUCUGCCUGUUCAGUGCCAUCCGAACCAUUUUUGCCGACACACUUACGACUUUACCACGACGCCAUGCUUUGCCACAACAAGGGUUGAAACAGGAGGUGUCUUUCGCGGGCCUGUCUCAAAUCGACAGCGUUUACAAACUCCUGAUUAUCAGCUGCAAGUCGAUGGGUGCUACACCUUUUGAUGACCCAACUAUUCCAGAAAUCGAAUCGUGCAGCGCCGCCUUUCGGUUACUGGAAACGAUCAUCCAGAGACACCAGUGGGCCGCUCAAGGUGUCUGGUCUUGCUGUGACUUCCUAUCCCGGCUGGGCAGUGGUGCAGUCGAAGGCAAUACGACGUACGUUGGAUUUCUCAAACCCACAACGUGGCCAUACAGUGAUCGCUUUGCUGUUCCCGCGCCGAGUGCGAGGCCCAUGGAUGAACCCCAGACGCCCUUGUCCAAUUCUCGAAGCACGGGCGAGCCUUGGAACCCGAGCAUCCAGAUCUUGCCCGAUCGAGACUCAUUCAUGCCCCAAACUAGUGUCGAUCACCUGGUAUCGCCCAUUGGUUAUGACCACACCAGCCGGAGACAGAAUGCGAACAAGAGCCCCCCCUUCCAACGGCAGGGGUCUUCGCGGCCAUCAGACCUGCCAACGCUGCAUAGUCGGGGGAGGGUAUCUUAUCAACGGACACCUCUACGGAGGGUCUACUGCAGCAAAUGCAACGAAUAUCCCGAAGGCUUUAGGGGCGAACAUGAGUUGCGAAGGCACACCGAUGCGAAACAUGCCGCCAUGGUCAAACGAUGGGUCUGUGCAGAGCCUGACGGCUACACAUCUCCCGUGCCGAAACCCGUUGUGCCGCUGGCGAAAUGCAAGGCAUGCGUUACGCAGAAGAGGUAUGGCGCAUACUACAACGCGGCGGCACACCUUCGUCGUGCCCACUUCAAUCCUCACAGGGGCGGUAAGGCUAGCGGCGAUUGGCCACCGAUGACGAUAUUAAAAGACUGGAUGAAAGAAAUCCGGCAGUCAGUGGAUGUACAGGAGGACCAACAAGACGACUCCAGCGGCGACGAAGGCGAGGGCGAAAGUGAGUAUAAGCCGCACAAUGACUACGACAUUCGAAGUCGGGUUGAGUCGCCAACACUCUCUGUCCCGCCGUUGGCUCCGGCACCGGCACGGGGGCUGAUGCCAGCGCCUCCAUCGUCCUUGGAGGUUUUAGAGCCCAUGCAGCAGGGCAACACAUCCGCCCGGCCUUUUGAGAACAGGACGAGAUGUCCACACCCCGACUGCGGCAAGGUAUUCAAAGACUUGGCAGCACACAUGCUUACACACCAAGAGGAACGACCCGAGAAGUGUCCUAUCGACACGUGCGAGUAUCACACAAAAGGUUUUGCGCGAAAGUACGACAAGAACCGACAUGCUUUGACACACUACAAAGGAACGAUGAUCUGUCCAUUUUGUCCCGGGAUCGGUUCGGCGUUUGAAAAGGCUUUCAAUCGGGCUGAUGUCUUCAAAAGACACCUGACGUCUGUACACAACGUCGAGCAGACACCGCCCAACAGCCGAAAGUUUGUCGCCAGUGGUCCAGGCCCCAGCGCUACAGUCAAAGAGGGAGCCCGGUGCUCCAUCUGCCAUGCUGAAUUUAACACGGCCCAGGAUUUCUACGAGCAUCUCGAUGACUGUGUACUAAAUGUCAUCGUGCCGGCGACAACGCCGUCCAUGCGCACAGGCUCAUCUUUGGCUGAGAAUACUGGCACUGUUUCGAUGCACGAAGAAAGAGAUUCGGAAAUGGAGGACGAACGGAAGCCUCCCGCAACGAUGUUGAUACCAGAAGGUGUGAAUUAUGGGGGGCCGUGA
Verticillium nonalfalfae is the source of this 3537-nucleotide messenger RNA. RefSeq lists its product as uncharacterized. The record is from RefSeq and is a predicted model, not a curated record. The transcript has 4 exons. Lineage: Eukaryota; Fungi; Ascomycota; Sordariomycetes; Glomerellales; Plectosphaerellaceae. The coding region runs from base 1 to 3537 and encodes 1178 amino acids.